This is a messenger RNA of Raphanus sativus (radish), 723 nucleotides long. RefSeq names its product pollen-specific leucine-rich repeat extensin-like protein 3. The coding region runs from base 1 to 723 and encodes 240 amino acids. NCBI's taxonomy places the organism in Eukaryota, Viridiplantae, Streptophyta, Magnoliopsida, Brassicales, Brassicaceae. The transcript has a single exon. The record is from RefSeq and is a predicted model, not a curated record.
AUGAUGAAAGCAAAACAACUUCUUGUGAUUGGUUUUUUAUUUUCACUACUCCUUUUGGUCGACGCUCACACAACCGAGUCAAUAUCAGAGCAUGAAGAGAACGCAAACGCAAAAGCUGUGACCAUAGAGGAUCAAAAACAGAUAAACAGAGGAAGACGCAGUGGUAGCGGUCAGAAUCGUGGACGCAGAAGCUGCGAUCCACUCUACCAAUACUUAUUCGGAGUCUGUGGCCGUUGGCCUUUUCCUACAACACCUUCACCGGAUAACCCUUUUCUCCCUUUUCAACCACCACGUUCACCACCGCGUCCGAGACCACGUUCACCACCGCGUCCGAGACCACGUCCACCACCGUUGGUUCCAUCUCCACCACCACCACGGCCACCACCUCGUCCAAGACCGCGUCCAAGGCCAACACCACCACCGCUAGUUCCAUCACCACCACCACCACCCCCUACGCCUCUUGUUCCUUCACCUCCUCCUCCAUCUCCGCCACCGAUUUUCUUAUUCCCUUCGCCGCCACCACCAGUGCUAGCGUUCCCGCCACCGUUGGUUCCAUCUCCUCCUCCGCCACAGCCACCGCCAUUAUGGCUGCCUCCACCUGUGUUCACUCUUCCACCGCCACUCGAUGAGUUUCCACCUAUGCCACCAAUAGUUUGGCUGCCUCCUCCGGAUGUUCCCGGCCAAUCCUCGCCAGCGGAGGACUUUGAUCUGAUUCCACCUUAG